ACAAAAAGCAAUUUCGAUAAUUUAAAUGAAGGUUAUCUAGCACACAUUCUUUUCUUUUUGGUUUUGUGUUUUCGAAUUCGGAACUUAAUCUUGGUUGUUGAGUGAAGACAUAUAACAAGUUUGGUGUAUAUUGUACAACUUUCGUCGAGUUUGCUAUCGUCGGUUUGAUUUAUUUAUCUGUUUGUUCGUUUGUCUGUUUGUGCGGCUUACUAGGUACUUGCUUGUAUUGGUUUCAGACGGGUUUGUCGAGGGCUUGGAAUAGAUAAUGUGGAAGAGGCCGAGUUUGAAUACGCAGAUAAAUUGAAUUUGGGCAGAUAGAUUGGUUAGGGUUGAUUUGCAUACCUACGAUUGCGUCGAAAGGACAUUAGAGCAGAGAGUGAAUAUUUGGAUUGCAUUCGAUUCGGAUUUUUAGAUUGGAUUGGAGUGAAGGAUCUACGACAUACAACUUUAGGGUUUGGAUUGGGAGAUGAGCUGAAAUAGGAUGAACCGAAAUGGAAUGAGAAAUGAAGAUAUGAUACGAGGAACAACUCCAAGAACAAGAACGAGAGCGAUAUGAGUGUAUGAAUCAUUACGGUACGGAACGAACCAGACGCAUCCAAACAACAAAGAGUAGGAAUAGGCAUACUUGAUAAACGAACGAGGAAACGAAGAUUAGGUUAGCAACGAAAUACCACAUUUGCAGACGAGAGGACGGAAGAUAUAUGUGAUAAGGAGAGGAGAAAGGAAAAGGAGAACCGCAGAAGAGUAGGAAACUGGAAGCAUACGUAGGGCAUCUGUUGAGAAUUUGUGAUAUAUUAGGAGACGGGGAUAGGAAGAUUUGAUUGCAAAUCUGCUGAAUUCCCGAACGCAAUUUUGGAGCUACAUCGAAGAAGGGUGCGCGAAGAGAAGAGAUACAUAUUUAUAUUUGGUUUGGAAAGAAUUCGAGCAGACAGGUGAAGAAUCGAACAAACGGCUGGAAGGAAAUAAUCUGCGGCGUUAUAUCGUGGGAUUUUGCAGUCAUAUUGUGAAAGGACGAUCAAGAGGAAUCAGUGCGGAACUUCAUUCUCGUACUGAAGAUAUUGCGAGAUAUUCACCCAUCUGCCCAUCUACAAUUUACAUACGCCAUACGGUCACCUCAUAACUACCUACCUAUACCUCUUCCGAGACCACAUACUCGACUCCUCGAUCUCUACCGUCACCAAACUUUCGUCCCACACCUAAUACACCCGAAUUCAGAAAAAUGAGCACCUCCCUCGAAGCCAAGAUAGUAGUCCUAGGCGCCCAAGGUGUAGGCAAAACAUCACUGCUUCUUCGAUAUAUAAAAAAUCAAUUUAAUCCGAAAACUACGACGUCGACGGUUGGGGCCAGUUUUCUGACGAAGAGAGUGGUGGAUGCCGAGAGUGAUACAGUUGUGAGAUUACAGAUUUGGGAUACAGCGGGACAGGAAAGAUUUAGAUCCAUAUCCCGCCUAUACUACCGCGGGGCAAAUGCUUGUAUCCUUUGCUACAGCAUCACAUCCCAAACCUCGUUCACCGAAAUGUCCGUCUGGCUUACCGAACUCCGUCGCAAUCUUCCUGCGGAUAUCAUCCUCCAUGUCGUAGGUACCAAAGCUGAUCUCGUUGCUAAAGAUCCUAGUGCAAGAGAAGUUCCAUUCGAGAGAUGUAUUGCAUAUGUAGCAGAAAACGUUACAUCUAUUUUAGGCAGCACACCACCUGCUACAGCUUUGGGAGAACGUGGGUUCGGCAGUUGGGGCGGCGCCGGAGGUGGAGUGUGGGGAUCUGGCGGUCAAGGCACAAUGGGGAUAGAAGGUGCACGAUCACCUUCUAGUAAGAGAAGUUCUGGAUUCUGGGGUAUGGAAGUGGGAUGGGAUUGUUGUCAUGAAGUUAGUGCGGAGAAUGGAGAAGGCGUAGAAGAAGUUUUUAGAGUUAUCACGAGAAAGCUUGUGGAACAGAAUAAUAAGAUGAAAGAACAACUCUUAAGUGCGGUAGCGACUCCCGGUACGCCUGGUAUGGGGAAUGAUGGGAUGGGGAUAGAGGGGCAAACGGGAUAUUUUGAUGGGAUUAUGAGGCCUGGAGGAAGUUUUAGAGUGGGAAGAGGGGAUAGGAGGAGUUGGUUGCUGGGACUAACGGGAGGAACACCGCUUGGAGGGAGUGAUGCUGGAAUGGGGGUGCGGAUUGGGAGUACGUAUGGAAAUGGAAAUGCGGAUGGGAGGGAGAGGAGGGAUGAAGAGAGGGGUGAGGGGGGUGAGGUUAAGAGGAGAGGGGGAUGUUGUUGA
Botrytis byssoidea is the source of this 2254-nucleotide messenger RNA. RefSeq lists its product as uncharacterized. The record is from RefSeq and is a predicted model, not a curated record. NCBI's taxonomy places the organism in Eukaryota, Fungi, Ascomycota, Leotiomycetes, Helotiales, Sclerotiniaceae. The transcript has 2 exons. Gene Ontology annotation, biological process: intracellular protein transport. Gene Ontology annotation, cellular component: endomembrane system. The coding region runs from base 1220 to 2254 and encodes 344 amino acids. Gene Ontology annotation, molecular function: GTPase activity; GTP binding.